Molecule: messenger RNA, 477 nt
Organism: Eruca vesicaria subsp. sativa (arugula)
Lineage: Eukaryota; Viridiplantae; Streptophyta; Magnoliopsida; Brassicales; Brassicaceae
Source: the annotation of a GenBank genome assembly
AUGUCGCCACAAGACGAUCAUUUUAACUCAAGAUUCCUACCAAACCCUAACUUCCAUGUCCCAUUGCAAUCCUCACCACCAAACUCAUUAACCCGCAGGAACAACAAUCACUCUCACUUAGACCCUUACAACAACGAGGGUCUCGAAAGAAGGGAGAGAAGAAUGAUCUCUAACCGAGAAUCCGCAAAGAGGUCACGUAUGCGGACAAAGAGGCAGAUCGAAGUGCUUCAGCAACAGGUGGAACAUCUCAUGAUAUUGAAUCGUAGCUUGUCUGAUAAAGUCAUCAAUUUGCUUGAAAGCAACCACCAGAUACUACAAGAGAACUCACAUCUGAAGGAGAAGAUCUCUUCUUUUCAGAUGCUUAUGGUGGAAAUGCAAAUACCCAUGAGAAAUGUGGAUGGUAGCAUCAGUGACGAAGUUGUGAAUCAUCUCAAAGGAGAGACAUCGAACCGGACCAACGCUUUCUUUGGUAGGUGA